Archocentrus centrarchus (flier cichlid) is the source of this 2134-nucleotide messenger RNA. RefSeq lists its product as uncharacterized. The transcript has 9 exons. Bases 150 to 1505 code for a protein of 451 amino acids. The record is from RefSeq and is a predicted model, not a curated record. NCBI's taxonomy places the organism in Eukaryota, Metazoa, Chordata, Actinopteri, Cichliformes, Cichlidae.
UCACGUUUACUAUCGGAUGACGAAAUUUACGUCACUCGGAUCCCGGACUCGCAGAACGGCGCGCGCCAAGUUCAAGCUUUCUUCCCGCCUUAGAGAGCGCAUCAGGCAUUUCUUUCACCAUCAAACAUCGGAAAGAAAACAGAAGAAACAUGCCGAAGAUUUCGAAGAGAGAGUGGAAAGAAACUUUGACUGACAUCCUGGAGGAGCUCGACAAAUCACAGUUUGCUAAGAUGCUGGAGUUGCUGAGAAAGAUUCCCAGAAGCCAGAAAACUCCCAAGUUUAAGGACAAGAUGCCCCAAAAAAUUAUUGAGUACUACGGAGAAGAGAAAUCCAUCUCUGCAAUUAAUCGUGUGAUGAAUAAGAUCCCACGGAGAGACGCUGCUGUCCAGGACCGGCUGCAGCCUUUUGUGGCCAAAGUAACAAAGAAGAAACUAAAAGAGAAGAAAGCCUUGAAGUGGACACAUGCAUGUGAUGCAGUAAUGGAGGGAAGUGCAGCAAAUCCAAAGAAGAUCUUCCAACCCGACAAGGGGCGGGACAACCACCACUGUCCUUCGACCAUCACUGAGAGAAACACUCAUGAGCCAUGGGAAAGAACCAUCAGUGACGUCAAAUCCAGCAAACAAAUUCUCGAUUCAGAAGUAAUUAUUGGGAAAGUUCUUCAGAAAUCUGGGCUCUGCACAUAUGAAACCACUGAUAAGGUGGAGAAGCCAUACUUUAACCUGGCAGUUGCUGAUGAGACAGGCAGCAUUAAAGUGGUGGUUUAUGGAAAUAAGCUCUACUCAGAAAUCAAGGAAGAUAGGUGCUAUCGGUUCAGUAAGCUACAAAAAGGUGAGAAUGUUUUAAAGACUACCUUCUUGAGCAAUGUGUGUGAGACGAAAACUGUGGAAGUCCCCGCAGAGAUUGAGAAGAUUGCUAGGACCCUGUUAUGUUCUGAGAGCCCGCUGUGCUCCAUCGCAGAAGUCAAAAUGUCUGCAGAGUCGUCCAAAGUGAGCAUCAGAGGAACCGUUACAGAGAUUCAUCCUCUCGAAAAGAUUACUGUGAUGAAACAGAGGAAGACCAAGAAGCAAGUUUUCCAACUAACAGAUGACAACGAUUCCAUCAUCGUCUGGGUGUGGGGUGAGAACACCCAGCAAUGCAAUGGAUUAUUAGUUGGAGACGUCAUUAUGGUGACCAACGUGAAGACCAACCACUUCCGUGGAGUUGUAUCACUUAAGACUACUGGAUUCACCAGAAUUCUUAAGGUCCGCAGUGCCAACUUCCAGAAGGGGAGAAUUGAAAUUAAAGGAAUAUCUAAAGCCAAUAAGAAACAGACUUACCUGGAGGCAGAGUUCAAUCAGAGGCUGCAGAUGUUUGUUGUGGCUUCUCAGCUUCUGGCAAAGGCGUUUGGUGUUAAACUGGAUGAAAAUUUCAAACAAAGGCUCGUGGAUAAAAUGCCGCUCUCAGCAGUGGCACAGAUACAAGGAAAUAAGAUACAUACAAUAAGAAAUAAUACCUGGAAUGAUUAAAGAGCAGAUUAGAAAAAGGCAAAGUUUUAAUUGCGCAAAAUAUUAGAAAUAAUUCUGAAAAAUUUCAGAAUUAUUUCAACUGAUUCAUAAGACUAGGAGUCAGACCAUUUACAAUCAAAAUCAAAUAAUAAAGGAACAGACUGAGCAUAAUCUGUCAUUAUAUGCUGAUGAUAUAAUUUUGUUUAUUACUGUGAUGGUCACAGUUCUGAAGUAAAUGACACAUACUGUAGUCUUUCAUAUAUCAUACGCAUGUUUAUGCAGCAUUUGUUGAAAAUACAUUCUGCUUGGAUGUUCAUUCAACAUUUUCCAUACUGUUAAAUUACUUUCUCUUAUGUUUCAUUCAUUUCUGUUUCUUGCUUUGACUGCUGAGGUUGUUUGAAUCAAUAAAUAAACAAAGUACUUUAAGGCUAGUUUGUCUGUAGCAUGUCAUAAACUCAUGGGUAGAAUCCAGAAUUAAGUUUAAAUAUGUGAUGUCAUUUGAUUCUUGAGUUCAGCAUUUGGUGAUUUUUGUAUUUGAUUGUUAAACAGUUGGUUUUGUUUGUUUGUUUUUUAGUGUUUCCUGUUUGGUCUUUAAGUUUCUCUUUGUGCCUGAUUAUGUCUGGUUUGCUUUAAGCAAUUACUUUUACAUU